Messenger RNA from Engraulis encrasicolus (European anchovy), 1157 nucleotides. RefSeq names its product C-x(9)-C motif containing 2 (gene cmc2). The coding region runs from base 513 to 752 and encodes 79 amino acids. Gene Ontology annotation, cellular component: mitochondrion. The transcript has 4 exons. The record is from RefSeq and is a predicted model, not a curated record. NCBI's taxonomy places the organism in Eukaryota, Metazoa, Chordata, Actinopteri, Clupeiformes, Engraulidae.
UUCCGGGUUUAUCUUUUUCUUUAUGCAAGGGGUGGAAAGGCUCCUUUUAAAACGUGGCUAUGCUAAAGUAGAAAACAGAAACUGCUGUAGCCCUCUAGCGUAACAUAGAUUGAUUUCAGACCAACGAACAGUGCAUAUCUGAACUAACACCAGUGGCAAGUUAUAUGCCUACUUCAGGCAUUGGAAUAUCGUGUCAAAAAUAGCUGUGAAGGUUUGUUCAAUGUCAUGUCCUGCAGCAGCAAGCCACAGUUGGUGGCAGUAAGGUGAUAGCCUGUGCUAUUUUCCUAAUAUUUGGUGAAAGAACCGCAUUGCUUUUAGAGAACCGGUCCAUUUCCCUACAGUUAACUUGCUGCCGCUUGUCUCGAAUCAGAACCGAGCUGCACUGCGUACACGGUGUUCUUGCAGAGUUCACAUAACAUUACUGCAUGGUAGCCUAAUCGUGUGAUUGAACCUCACUCCACUGUGCGUGACAAAAGUCCUUCCUUUCUCUCUUGCAGUGACCUUAACUCAGGAUGCACCCAGAUCUGUCUCCUCAUUUGCACACUGAUGAGUGCAAUGAGUUAAUCACUCAGCUCAAGCAGUGUCACCAAGAGCACAAUGUCCUUCGCUUCUUUGGAACUUGCAAUGACCUGGAUCGUGCAAUGCGGAAUUGCCUUAAAAAAGAGUACCAGGCCAGGAGAGACCGGAGCAAAGCGCACGCUGCAGAGAUGGCGGAGAAGAUCAAGGUUGGCCCAAAGGACAAGGACUGGUGAGGAGGAGCAACGGGGCCAGUCAACGUGCUCAGUCCAUCUGUGUGGUACUAUUCACGACAGCAAGGAGUGUGACCAUCAGAGCCUUAUGAAGAGACUUCCAUUCACAGAGCUCAUGGAACCUUGGUUGCUGGACUGACAUUGUUUUUGGCUCGAGAGCAAGGCUCUGUGGAGUUCUCUAUUAGACAGGAGCUCUUGGGAGGCAAAAGGACAUUUUGAAUGUGUCGGUCGAGAGUUCCCUUGUCAAUGCCUAUACUUGACAAAAGUAUGACACAUCGAAAGCUGUUCAAAUCUAUUCACAUUGGAAGCUGUUCAAACUGAAAUCAAUAGGGGAGUAUUGCUCAGUGUCAGAUGCAAUCUGAUGACUUUUGGCCCUUCAGUGCUAAUAAAAUAAAUACAUUUUUGAUA